Messenger RNA from Mercurialis annua (annual mercury), 1814 nucleotides. RefSeq lists its product as uncharacterized. The coding region runs from base 170 to 1807 and encodes 545 amino acids. The record is from RefSeq and is a predicted model, not a curated record. The transcript is spliced from 2 exons. Lineage: Eukaryota; Viridiplantae; Streptophyta; Magnoliopsida; Malpighiales; Euphorbiaceae.
AUCGGCUAAUUAUUAAAAAUUUGAAUUUGACAUGUAGAAUAUUCGAAUUAUAUUUUAAACGAGAGUAACCCUCUUUUUAAUUAUGUGAUAAAUUUUGUACGAUUAAUUUUGAAAAAUGAGCUCCCAGCCCUAAAAAUUUAGUUAAAAUUAUAUUUUUUUUAAUGUAAUAAUGACGACAAAUGAGCUGCCAGCCCUAAAAAUUUAUUGGGAUGGUACAAUAUUAUCGACUCCGGGUGGAGUUGAUUAUGUUUCCGGUAAAUCAGAACUGGUUGAGCUGACGAGUGUAGUGAAUUUUGCACAACUACAAGUCAUAAUUAGAAGGGUAAUUGGGCUGAAGGAUGGUGACGAGAUAGUGAAGAUUUAUCUACGAGUGCCUCGGUUCGAUGAACAUGGAAGAUUUCAAAAAUAUGAUGGUUUUCCUAUGGAGACAGAUGUUCAUAUGGAAGCAAUGUGGCGUAAUGUUUCGCGGACGCCACAAAUGAGGGUACUUGAGUUUUAUAUUGUGUACAAUUCGUUAUCUCAAGUACGUACGGAUGGAGACGACUGUGCGGAUGUGGACGACUGUGCGGAUGUAGACGAUGGUGAUGAUUUUAGUGAUGAAGAUGAGGAAGAAGAACACUUCUACGGGGCCGUUGCUGAUGACAACGAGGAUGAUGAUGAUGAUGACAUUGGUGGUGAGAAUGGAGAUGGCACCCAUGGUGAGAAUGUUGGUGGUGGGUCGGAACAAAAUACAGAUCAUUUUGAGUCGCGCCUUCCUCAUGAGUACACGCAUCAGAAUGUUGACGACAUGUGUGUCAAUAUGAAUUUGUGGCCUAAAGAAAAUGCAAUAUGGGAAGCUGGAAAAGAGUUUGAAUUGGGGAUGGUUUUUAGUUUGAGGUAUGCUGUCCAGACAUGUGCGGCGAGUUAUCACAUUGCAGCUAAUAAAGAAUACAAGAGCAGUCAAACAACUGGUAAAACAAUAGUUCUUGUGUGUGUGAACAAUGACACUUGCAAUUGGAGGUUGCGUGCGUCGCUUUUAAAAGGCGAGACAGACUGGAUGAUAACAAGAUAUAACGGCCCCCACCAAUGCAGCGGCCAAUCAAUGAACCAAGACCAUCGCAAUUUAAGAGCGAGACAGAUAGCUGAACACAUCGACACGCAAUUGCAUCUGCAACGUGACAUUAGGAUUAAAACGCUUCAAGAGGGCAUUUUUCAAAAAUUGCGAGUUAGGCCCGGAUACAAAAAAACAUGGUAUGCCAAGGAAAAGGCCAUUGCAAACAGGUUCGGACAAUGGGACGACUCUUUCAAGGAGAUUUGCAAUUUUAUGACGAAUGUGAUCGUUGCUAAUCCCAGGACAGUCUGGCAUGCUACCGGUACACCAAUUGAAAACAAUCCACAAUUCAGAACUUUCAAGCAUAUGUUUUGGACUUACGAGUCAGUGGUGAAGGGUUUUCAGUAUUGCAAGCCUGUGGUCUACAUCGACGGCACCCACACAUAUGGAAAAUACGAAAUGACUUUGCUGAUUGCUUCUGCAAUUGAAGGGAACAAUCACAUCAUGCCGAUAGCUUUUGCCAUUGUGAAGUCGGAAACUGCCGCAUCCUGGAGGUAUUUCAUGAGGAUGUUGAAGAGGUAUGUUUUGGGUGAGCGAAAGGUGUGUAUCAUAUCUGAUCGCGGCUCCGGUAUUAUGAGUGCCAUGGAAGGCCCUGAGUGGGUGGGUGAUACCCACAAGUGGUGUAUUAGACACCUAGUGAGCAACUUCCACAACGCCUUCAAGAAAAAAUAUAUCAAAAAGCUUGCUGAAAAAGCUUGUAAUUUUCUUGUCAUUUAAUAUAAUA